Molecule: messenger RNA, 1839 nt
Organism: Labeo rohita (rohu)
Lineage: Eukaryota; Metazoa; Chordata; Actinopteri; Cypriniformes; Cyprinidae
Product: eukaryotic translation initiation factor 2 subunit 2
Exons: 9
Coding region: 122-1105 (327 amino acids)
Biological process (GO): formation of translation preinitiation complex; translational initiation; formation of cytoplasmic translation initiation complex
Cellular component (GO): eukaryotic translation initiation factor 2 complex
Molecular function (GO): translation initiation factor activity; mRNA binding; translation initiation factor binding
Source: RefSeq, a predicted model, not a curated record
CGUAAUCAUUGGUCAUCGGAAGUACGCUUGCGCGCUGAGCUUGUGCUGAUGCAAGACAGUGGAUGAGAACAGUCAACGACAUAUAGCAGGACGAAAAACAUCGAUAUUUGAUUCAGUCAUCAUGUCAGAAGACGAGAUUUUAUUCGACCCCACCACGACGAAGAAGAAAAAGAAGAAGAAGAAGCCCUUCAUGCUGGACGAGGAUGGAGAUGGAGAGGAGACUCCGCAGACUGAACAGAAAGAAGCUGAGCCUGAAGCAGGAGAGGAGCGAGAAUUGGAUUUUGAUGAUGAUGACAUUAAGAAAAAAGAGACUUCGGAUGAUUUAGAUGAUCUGAACUUCUUUAACCAGAAAAAGAAGAAAAAGAAACCGAAGAAGGUGUUCGAAAAUGACAUUGAGGAAGGCAUGAAGGAGCUGAAAAUUGAGGGAGAGCAGCAGGAAAUGAUGGAGGAAGAUGAUUUGGAUCAGAUGCUUAAAUUAAAAAAAAAGAAACACAAGAAAGUAGAAUUUGUUGAAGAAAGUGACACUGUGGAGAAGGAUGAUGUCGUGGAGGAUGAUAAAAGCGCAGAUGGCAUCACAUUCAGUUCACAGUCGGGCCCAGCAUGGGCCGGUUCAGAGAGAGACUACACCUACGAUGAGCUGUUGAGCAGGGUGUUUAACAUCAUGAGGGAGAAGAACCCUGAUAUGGUGGCAGGGGAGAAGAGGAAGUUUGUGAUGAAGCCGCCUCAGGUGGUCCGAGUUGGGACCAAGAAAACAUCUUUUGUCAACUUCACGGACAUCUGCAAACUGUUGCAUCGACAGCCCAAACAUCUUUUGGCGUUCCUGUUAGCUGAGUUAGGAACAAGUGGAUCCAUAGAUGGAAAUAACCAGCUUGUAAUCAAGGGACGCUUUCAACAGAAACAAAUAGAAAACGUCUUGAGAAGAUAUAUAAAGGAAUAUGUGACAUGUCAUACCUGCCGCUCACCGGAUACAAUUCUGCAGAAGGAUACACGUCUUUACUUCCUGCAGUGUGAAACCUGUCACUCACGUUGCUCUGUAGCCAGCAUCAAGACUGGCUUCCAGGCCGUCACCGGCAAAAGAGCCCAGCUUCGAGCCAAAGCCAACUAAUACAAACACCCUGUUCUGGCUUCUUCCCCAGACUGAUGCUCUGCCCCUCUGGCUGACGACUGUCCUCGCUGCUCUCCUCUGAAGCGCAGUGACUUAAGGCUUGGAGUGAACUGUGGAUGGUAUUGAGUGUGAUCUCUAUUAAUAAAUCUGACUCUGAAGCUGGAGGACUUGUGAACAGGCUGCCUCUGAUUUGCUCAUCUCACUUUACCUCCUUCCUCCAGUAAUAUUCUAAUUUUUUUCUGUAUUUAGCAUAUCCGACAACCAAAGCACAUUUGUGUCUAUUUGGUGAAUUUUUAAUCUCAGAACAGUAUUUGUUUUUCAGAGAAAAAAGUAAGGAUAUUAUUAGACAGAAACCAGAAAUAGGUGAACAUCUUCUGUGCUUUCAGAAAAUGAACCAUAGCCUUUUAUAUCAGACUGUUUUAGCAAAGAAAAAUUGUAUCUCCAAUGCUCAGUCAAUGCACAAGAAUGCAAUAAUGUUAAGAUUGGAUCCAAGCGAGUGCUUCGUGAUCGAGGCGUCCAGCAAAUGCGUGAUUUAUUUUUAUUUUUUUUUAUUUCUGAAAAACAAGAACACUGUUCUUAUGUAAUUACACAGACAAAUACAUAUUGCGCUGUGUUCUUUAGUAGAAUAUUGGGCAGCAGAUGUUUGGGCAUGUUUGCAGUGCUUAGAUGGAAACACUUUUUGUUGGCAUAUUUGAAAUUAGAUUUUUUUUUUUUAAUAAAAAUUAUGAAACUUC